Messenger RNA from Trypanosoma rangeli, 1269 nucleotides. RefSeq lists its product as uncharacterized. The record is from RefSeq and is a predicted model, not a curated record. The coding region runs from base 1 to 1269 and encodes 422 amino acids. NCBI's taxonomy places the organism in Eukaryota, Euglenozoa, Kinetoplastea, Trypanosomatida, Trypanosomatidae. The transcript has a single exon.
AUGGAGUUCCGCACACUCGAUCCCCGCUGGAAGAGCCUGCACGAGCAGCACGAGUUGUGGGAGCAGGUGGAUGCGCUGCAGGGCACGGUUGCGUUUUUGAGCCAAAGGCAGGAACACCAGGCAACGCAGUGGCGUGUUGUAUGUGAGGAGCAGCGACAGCACUGCGCCGACCUGGCGUCCAUAUACCAACAGCUGCAGGGGUUGCUGCUCACAGGCGUGCACGGGGAGGCGAGGCAGCGGAGCGGCAGUGUGGGGGUGGCACCGCAGGAACCGCUACGACGUGAAGUCUCCGAUUUGCUGCAGAACUUCAAACAACGCAUUGAACGGCAUGUGACGGAGACAAAUCAGCGUCUAGACAACAUGCAACGCUCUCUAGAGGACAUUCAACAGAAAAUGAAAAACGACAAUUGCGGUGUUGCGCGUCAAGAGGAGCGUCUGACACAGCUCGAGGAGCAGCAAAAGGAAAUGCUGCAGCGGAUGUCCUUCACUACAACGCAGGAUGAUCUUGAGCGGCUCCGCACCACGGUGACACAACAGCUGCACUCCCAGCAAGCGGAUGUCACGGCUGUCACACAACGUUGCACCAGGAGCGUUGAUGAGAGGUUCACAACGCAGGAAACGCACUAUCGUGAGGAGCAUGGGCGUAUUCAACGAGAGAUGCGGCAAUCCAUAGAAGAGGUCGUGCAUCGACUGCAAGGCCAACUAGAUAACCUUUGCGGUGAACUUAAGACACAUGCGUCAGCCGUCGACGUCAUAACCUCCAACUUGGAAGAACAGACGAGAGGCGAGGUGCACGAGAUUCUAACGGCACAUGCGGCAAAGACAUGCGAGCAGGUUCAGGAUGUACACCGUGAAUUGACUGGUAAACAUCUGCAGCUUGUCGCCGACACAAUGAACGCGUUGGGGAAGAUGGCCAAUUUGGCUGACGAAUUACCGCUAAAAGUGUUUUUACUGCAGGAAGAUGUCGUCAAGAUUCGCGACACUUUGCAUAGUCAGGGAGAACUAUUGAAUGAGCAGUGUCUGCAGGGUUCGCUUCAGGGUGCAUUCGACGAGGUGAAGGACUGGCUGCAGGAUCUUGAGCGGCGUUUGUUGGGUCGUGGGGAAUUUGACGAAACGAUGGCAGGGAUUGACAAGAAGCUUGCCGCACUAAAACGAGAGUUUAUCUCCCGCGGUCUGGCCGGACACACUACGGAUCAAGGCAUAGAUGAUAAGGGUAUCAGCCCUGUGGCUGCCGCCGCCACUACCACCCGCAGUGGCGGUGCUGAUUAA